ACCACCCCUCCUGGCAGCCGCCUCUCUCUGCUGCUGCCCCAUCUGCUCUCACUUUCCCAGCCAGAUGCCCUUGCCCUCCCAAUUCCCAUGCCCACGAGUGUUUGAAUAACACAGGGCAACAGGAGUGAACCUGAGCCCCCUGCUGUCCCCAUAGCGGCCAAACCCCUGACCCCACAAAAGGACCAUAAAAUUCGGGAACCAGAGCCGGAGCAAAACGGUUAAUCUUCUAACUGAGCCCAGCCCAGUGUUGCAGAAAGGAAGAGGGCGGGACUUCAGCUGUAUAAGAGGCGGCGGUGGCUAACUUUCUUUUACUUUCCCCUUUAACAUGCUGUCCUUCUUCGUCCGGAGAACCAGCCAAUGAAGACACAGAGAAAUCACUCCAUGGCUGAUUGAGAACAGAGCUGGUGCGAGUGGCCAUGGAGGUCCUGAGGGCCAGGGACAAGAAGGACCUGGGAGACAAACUACUCCAGAGGGCAAGGACAGAGGAAAAGGUGGUGCCUCCCAGAUGCAAGCUGGCCACGCUGACCCCCGAGAAGCCAACGCAGGAGAGACCGUCCCGAGCCGUGCUGGAAAACCCCAGCUUCUCCCCAAUUGGACUUAUUUUGAUCUCUUCUACAUUUACAUUUAUUCCAAUCUACUCACUGGUGCUGCUGUGUUGGGCAUUCGGGGCCGCAGACAGAACUCUCCACCUCUACCUGAUCCCCAAGAACCGUUCAGUAGAAAAGGCAAUUGAAGAACAUGAGAAGUGCCAGUCAAUUUCUGUGGACAAGCCUCCUCACUUUGGAACUUGUCGUGGUGUGCCCGGUGUACCAGAUGCCGUGAUAAAUCCAUCGGAUUUGAAAUUUACCUACGUAGGGUCUGAGAGCCAGCAGCCCUGCGCCAGGGACAUGGAAAAGGGAAUGCAGCUCAGCUUGACAAAGCAAAAAUACUUCACAGGCAAAAGAGAAAGUAAACCUCUCCGGACUGCCUCUCUGAGAGCAGGCACAAGCACAGGGAAAACAACAAGAGAUCUCCUGGUAAACGCCUUGGAUGACUUGAGAGAGAGCGAGCUGAAGAACUUCAAGCACAAACUGACUGACAUUGAUCUGAAGGAGGGAUACGACCACAUCCCUAAAGGGAAACUGGAGAAUGCAAAGUCUCUAGAGAUCACUGACCUCUUGAUUGGACACUACACAAUGGAUUAUGCACUGGAGGUGACCACGAUAGUGCUGGAAGCCAUCAACCGGAAAGACCUGGCAAGGAGAUUGAGAGGUGUAACAAGGACUGGGGACGUGAAACAUCCUGCAUCAGGGUCUGAUCCUCCCACUGGCACAAGCACAGGGAAAACAACAAGAGAUCUCCUGGUAAACACCUUGGAUAACUUGAGAGAGAGCGAGUUGAAGAACUUCAAGCACAAACUGACUGACAUUGAUCUGAAGGAGGGAUACGACCACAUCCCUAAAGGGAAACUGGAGAAUGCAAAGUCUCUAGAGAUCACUGACCUCUUGAUCGGAUACUACACAAUGGAUUAUGCGCUGGAGGUGACCAUGAUAGUGCUGGAAGCCAUCAACCGGAAAGACCUGGCAAGGAGAUUAAGAAGCGUAACAAGGACUGGUGAGGAAUCAGCCUGGGACUGGCUGUGCCUCCCUGUACUUCAAGGUGUUAUCCACAAAUACCCAUAUUCACCAUCGUUAUAUAAUUAUGAUAAGUUUUGUACAAUGCAUGCCUUACAAGAUAUUUUAAAAGUCUUGGUCUCUUGAACAUUAAUAUCCUGUUGGAUUGUAUAUGUUUUCAUGUUAUGUGAAG
Molecule: messenger RNA, 1785 nt
Organism: Chelonoidis abingdonii (Abingdon island giant tortoise)
Lineage: Eukaryota; Metazoa; Chordata; Testudines; Testudinidae
Cellular component (GO): canonical inflammasome complex
Source: RefSeq, a predicted model, not a curated record